Hydatigera taeniaeformis is the source of this 2334-nucleotide messenger RNA. Lineage: Eukaryota; Metazoa; Platyhelminthes; Cestoda; Cyclophyllidea; Taeniidae. The record is from the annotation of a GenBank genome assembly.
AUGACCAAAUCCACGCAUAUAAAAUCAAAACGGAAUUCUAACCCCAAUAGGCCUGGUAAUUGGCGGAAAAACAGUUCUGAAUUUUCUCGAGGCCGAAGUGGGAAGCAAAAGUACGACUCAUACUGGGAUGAAGUCGCAAUUGCUGAUGGUCUCUCUUCGGGUGCAUUGUUAAUAGGACAACUUCGAAUCAAUCCAAAAAACUAUGUAGACGCCUACAUUAACCAUCCGAAAGGUGACGCUGAUGUUUUCAUACCCGGUACGAGAGCUCGGAACCGCUCUUUGAAUGGCGACUUGGUGGUUGUGUGCCUGGAACCCGUUAAGAACUGGAGGGUGUAUGACGCAUUCCUUAGCCAAAAAGUAUUAGAAUGGGCUUCGACUGCUCAGGCAAAUUUAGAACCAGGCAAAGCAGCCUUUAUUACCGUCGGCGAGUUUCUUCGUCACGACCCUGAAUGUUUUGCUGCGUUGUUUGCGGAUAUUUCCCAUGGAUUAAAAGAACAUCUUGCGAAUUGGGUAGAUCCCACGAAUCUCUCUGACGAGUCGGUAACCAGUGUCUCUGAGGCCGCGCGACUGCCAUGGUGGCAGUUGAUCCAGCGUGUUGGCCGAGUGGUUGCCAUCCAUCGUCGUCUCAAUCCACGCAUCUGCGUGGGUUAUCUGCGACCCCUUCCAUCUUCCUCUUCACAAAAGCUGAAGGAGAGCAAAGAGAAAGAGGAAACGACGACUUCCCCAUCAUCGUCGGCCUGGCAGUUGGCACUUCUUAGUCCUACUGAUUCAAGAAUGUGCAGAAUUGUGAUCCCUAGAUCUUUAUGCCCUCAAGAUUUUGUUAGACAGCCAGAGACCUUUAAGCUGGUGCGAUUUGUAGCCCAAAUCACUGAUUGGCCGGAAGACAGUCUCUAUGCCAAAGGCCGGCUGGUUCGUCGUUUUGGUGAAGAGACGAUGAAUUACAUAGAUGCUGAAACAGAUCGCAUUCUAGUGAAUGCUGGCUUUGCCUUGGGCUUGGAAGUGGCAACCAGCUUUCCCGAAGCUGUGGAGACCUACGUGUCAGCGAAGAUACUCCCCCACUCCUCCCCUGCUGACUUAACCGCAGAGUGCGCACGUCGGCGUGACUUCCGCGAUCAGUGUGUCUUCACUAUCGAUCCGCGGACUGCCCGCGAUCUGGACGAUGCACUUCAUGUGCGUCGCCUCCUUCCCUCUGAGGUGGCGAGACUGGACGCAAAAGGAAUACGUGGCGCCGCCUUCGAAGUGGGUGUACACAUUGCCGAUGUUAGCUUUUACGUGCGUCCUGAGGACCCCGUGGAUGUGGAGGCGGCGUCACGAGCCACCUCUAUUUAUCUUGUCCAACUCUGCGUUCCAAUGCUCCCACGAGGCCUAUGUGAAGAUCUCUGCAGCCUACAUCCUGGGGGUGACAAGUUCACCUUCUCUGUCGUCUUUUUGCUUACCAAAGACGCUAGAAUGCUAACGAAGUGGUUUGGCAGAUCGAUCAUUCACUCACGAGCUAAGCUUAGCUACGAGGACGCACAGGCUUUUUUGGAUGACCCUGACCGCGACUGGCAGCCCUCUGAUCUUGCAAACCUCGAAGGCGGUGCAGAUGUCAAGGAGAUUUGUCGUAGCGUUCUUACCCUCAAUGAGUUGGCGGUAAAAAUGCGGGCACGUCGCUUUGAGAGCGGAGCAUUGCAGCUGAACCAAGUAAAGCCGACUUUCACACUGAUGGAAACAACAAGUCUACCAGUGGGCGUGGCUCCCUUCAUUGUGCGGCCGGCGAACCGUUUAGUAGAGGAGUGGAUGCUGGCGGCAAAUGAAGCUGUGGCUGACCUCCUCGCUUCCCGUCUACCCCGUACCGCCUUCCUACGUCGUCAUCCCCCUCCCACCACUAAGCAGACUUUGGAUGCGCGUUCCCUCCUGCGCAUCAUUGGAGUGGAUGUUAAUGUCACCUCAGCUGGCUCUAUCCAGAGUUCACUCAAUCGCCUCUCGGGCUGUGUCAGCGGCACCACAUGGCAGCAUUCGGACAAUUUGGCGGAGCUCUGUGCCUCUAUGAUGGGUUGUACGGUGAAAUCAAACAAUUCUAAUGUUGUUGCUGUGAAAGAGGAAACGAUGGAGGAAGCGAGACUUCUGGCAACGCUAAACAUUCUGACGAGGUGCAUGAACCUGGCUGAAUACUACUGUCUAGGUGCGGUCCCCAAUCGUUCCAUGAAAUCUCCUCCUUUCUACACCGGUCACUACGCCCUCAAUAUGACCAACUAUACGCACUUCACUUCACCUAUCCGACGCUAUGCUGAUCUCAUAGUCCAUCGGCAACUUGCUCUUAUUCUUGCUACGGCCUCAGAGAGGGGUGAGUAG